AUGAGCAAUUCGAUUCUUACCUCACAGUCGUUCAGUGAGUUGGAAGGCGUGAGCGAGAAGCUGAAGAGCAACCUCGCGGCGAAUGCUUUUGCCAAGAUGACGCACAUCCAGGCGACAGUUAUCCCAGCGCUCCUGCAGGGCCGCGACGUCAUCGGCGCGGCGCGCACUGGCAGUGGCAAAACCAUCGCGUACCUGGUCCCAAUCGUGAGUCUCCUCUACAACCUGCGCGUGAAGCCCAGUUUCGGAACCGUCGCACUGGUCAUCGCGCCGACUAGAGAGUUGGCGCUGCAGAUAUUUGACGUCGCGAAGCUGCUGACGCAGAACUUCACAUUUCGACUUGGCUGCAUCAUCGGCGGGAACAAGCGCAGCGUCGAACUCGACAAUCUCAAAAAAGGCGUCGUGCUGCUCAUUGCGACGCCAGGUCGGCUGUUGGACCAUUUGGAGCACUCGAAAGGGUUCGAAAUCCAGCAGCUGAAGUUUUUGGUAAUCGAUGAGGCGGACCGUGUAUUCAGCUGCGGGUUCGAAAAAGACCUGAAGCAAAUUCUGGACAAGCUGCCCAAGGAUCGCCAGACUGCGCUGUUCUCCGCGACAAUCACCGAGUCAAUCAGCAAACUGGCGCUCAGCACGAUGCGCAACCCGCUCUUCAUCGACGUCAAGCCCGAACAAGGAAGUUUGGCCUUGCCGCAGUACUACACGGUGUGCUCGGGAUUCGCGAAGCUCGCAACACUAUUCAAAAUUCUGAAGGAAAAGAGCAAAGACUUUUGCGAAAACGAGGCGAAGUCCUCCAUGAAGAUCAUGAUCUUCAUUUCCACGUGCCAGUCUGUGCAAUUCCACGAGAUGCUCUUCCGGCUCUUCGGCAAGCUGCUACCGAUCUUCAGUCUGCACGGGGACAAAAAACAGGCGAAACGCACGGAAAUUUUCCACGCGUUCAGCAAAGCGCGCAACGGCAUCUUGUUUUGCACGAACGUAGCAGCGCGCGGACUAGACAUUCCCGCGGUAAACCUGAUUGUGCAGUACGACCCUCCGGAGCAAAUCGCAAACUACGUGCACCGCAUCGGGCGCACCGCGCGCGGAGUGAACGCGACCGGUACUGCUUUGCUUUUCUUAGCGCCGAACGAAACGCUUUUCGUGCACGAACUGAAACAACUGAGCUACGAACUCACGCACUUGAAGUCCAAGCAAAGCUCGCUGGACAAAAUUGCACAGCAAAUCGUGAAACUGAUCGCGGCCACGCCGGAGCUUACGCAACAGGCCGCGCUGGCAUUCCGCAAGUACAUCUUGGCGUAUCAGAGCCACGAUCAGAAAGAGAUAUUCGACGUCUCGAAAUUAAAUAUAUCCGAAAUUGCCCACAGCUUCGGUCUCUCAGAACCAAUUUUUUCGGUGGCCCGUGCCCACCCAGCGAAAAAUCGAUACGCCAACAUUGCCCCUUUCGACACAAACAGAGUGGUUAUCAACAAAGGCGAUGGCUACAUCAACGCUUCUUGGAUGGAUCCGCUGGCCAACGGGCAUCGCCAAUGGGACGAUUUCAAUGUGCCUAGCAUGAAGCUGAUGCAAGAAUUCAUCGACGAACUGAUGGCUGAACACUCCAAUUUGUUCUACUCUAAUGACGAAGGCAACAUAUUUAUUCACUGUUCGGGCGGCAUUGGCCGAACGGGAACUUUAAUAACAGCGCUUUGCGCGUUCAAGCUGAAAGAGCACGCGAACGAGAAGCUAUUGGUCGACGUGUUGACUAGACUCAAAAACCAGCGCGUAGGCUCCGUGGGCUACAGAGUGCAAUUCGAGUUUCUUCACGCCUACCUUAAACAGUUGCUCGGCGCAAACGAAGCAGCAUAG
Dermatophagoides pteronyssinus (European house dust mite) is the source of this 1833-nucleotide messenger RNA. Its product is annotated as ATP-dependent RNA helicase HAS1-like. Lineage: Eukaryota; Metazoa; Arthropoda; Arachnida; Sarcoptiformes; Pyroglyphidae. The record is from RefSeq and is a predicted model, not a curated record.